CCUCAUCUCUUUUCUAAAGUUACUUCUUGUUAUUCUGAGGUUGUGCCCUCUGCUCCUGGACUCUCCCACUAGUAGAAACAUCCUUUGCACAAGAGAGAAAGCUAACUCUGAAGGACUAAUACCGGAGCAGAAUGAGUGCGGAAGCAGCUGAUCGGGAGGCAGCAAUCUCCAGCCGCCCCUCUACUCCACCCCAGACUAUCUGGUUUGAGUUUCUGUUAGAUGAAGGAUUGCUGGAAAAACACUUGCAGAAGUGUUAUCCAGAUCCUUCACCAAUUCAGCUGAUCAUCCAGUUUUUGGAGCAGGCCUCCAAGCCAUCAGUAAAUGAGCAGAACCAGGUCCACCCACCGUCUGACAACAAGAGGAACCGCACAUUGAAGCUUCUUGCUCUCAAGGUCGCUGCACACUUGAAAUGGGAUUUGGAAGUGUUGGAGAAAAGCUUGACCGUGCCCGUGCUGAAUAUGCUGCUGAACGAGCUGCUUUGUAUCAGCAAGGUUCCUUCAGGUGUAAAGCAUGUUGAUCUCGACUUGUGCAGCCUGCCUCCAACCACCACCAUGGCUAUCCUCGUGUACAAUCGCUGGGCUGUGAGGACAACUGUUCAGAGUAGCUUUCCAGUGAAACAAUUAAAAGCUGGGCCUCCACAAUUAAACAUAAUGAGCCAGAUGCUGCAAGAAAAGGAAUUGACAGAUAACAUUUUAAAAGUGCUUAAGGAGCAGGCUGAAGACUCCAUUCUGGUUUUAGAGAGAGCGCUCCAGUUGACCACGAAUCUAUAUGUACACACUAUGAAGACCCUGGACCAGAUAGUAGCAGAAUCUUGCCUAACAAAUGGCGACACAGAAAGCUCGACAGCCGGAUUACAAAUCAGUGCGGACGAAAUGCAUUGCCAGGUUUGCUACGAUCUGGGCACUGUGUUCUUCAGUCAAGGCUCUUCGAGUCCACCUAUCUACGAAAAAGCCAAGGAACACUUAUUCAAAACCAAUGAACUGCUCUCAAAGAUCGGAGCUGAACUCGUUCAUUGUCAGAUUGACCAGAAAAGAUUGGAUGGUUACUGCCAGGCCUGUGCAGUGCUAACAGACCCAUGCGAAGUAAAUGAACUGCAGCUAACAACAUAUGGCCGGGUACAUCACUGUGUUAAAUCCAGCAACUAUCAGGGAUUAAUUGAGAUUUUUCUCAAUGACAACGUUACUUUAAGUUUGUUGUCCCACUUCAGACAGUCUGUCCUGAGAGACCUUUUUCAAAUGGCUCACAAUGGGUAAGUAUGGUCAGCUCACCUUUGUGG
Molecule: messenger RNA, 1276 nt
Organism: Amblyraja radiata (thorny skate)
Lineage: Eukaryota; Metazoa; Chordata; Chondrichthyes; Rajiformes; Rajidae
Gene: ints8
Product: integrator complex subunit 8
Exons: 10
Coding region: 132-1253 (373 amino acids)
Biological process (GO): snRNA 3'-end processing
Cellular component (GO): integrator complex
Source: RefSeq, a predicted model, not a curated record